This is a messenger RNA of Lynx canadensis (Canada lynx), 4557 nucleotides long. RefSeq names its product CMRF35-like molecule 7. Gene Ontology annotation, cellular component: cell surface. Gene Ontology annotation, molecular function: signaling receptor activity. The coding region runs from base 298 to 1647 and encodes 449 amino acids. Lineage: Eukaryota; Metazoa; Chordata; Mammalia; Carnivora; Felidae. The record is from RefSeq and is a predicted model, not a curated record. The transcript is spliced from 7 exons.
GGCCUCUUUGGACCUCCAGUGCUCUGAGACAUUUUCCUGAAAACCCCAGCCUUUCAUUUUUCUCCUUGUCCUUACCCUUUUUCCCCUGGAGCUGCAGGAGGAUCCAGAUCCUCAGGAGAUCCUGGGCAGGGGGUGCAUGGGGGGGGGGUGGGUAUCACACAGGCUGCUGCUGCUGCUGUUAGUGGCUAAGGCAACAAAGCUUCCUGAGCAAUCGACUGUGAUGACAGGACACGCCCGUGGAGGGCUUCCUGUCGUGACCCAGGGCCGGGACACGUAAAGAAAACCCAGCUUGGGGGGAUGUCUGCUCUGCGGAACAUAGAAGACACAUCUGUCACCGUGGGACACACGCGCUCCCACUGGAAGUCCAGCAAGCAAGCCUCAAGUUCACGGUCCUCCCAGCUUUCUACAUCCCAACCCCAGUGUGACAAGGAGGAAGAGGCUGAGCACGAGAGAGCCACAGCAGUAGCCGCAGAGUCCCCUGGAGCCUCAGUCCAGUCUCGGGGUUGUCGCCUUUCGGGGCUCACGUAUAGCACCUGCAGCGGGAAGGUCCCCUCCUCCCAGGCCUCCUACUGCCCCGUCGGAGCACGCUUCUUCCCCCGGACCAGCGAGGGUGGCUGUGCUGAAUCCCCACCCCUGUCCCCCAGCCAGAAGCUCCCUGUCCUCGGGACUUCCCUCUCCCACCCCGGCUCAAGAAGAGGGCUCAUGGCCGGGGGGGGCACACACCUGCUGCUCUCUGUCCUUCUGAUGCUCCUGGCAUCAUCAGGCUCCUGGGGACAGAAGUCACUGUUGCUGCACAAACUGGAAGGGGAGACGGUCUCCGUGAAGUGCCUGUACCCGCCCUGGACAGGUUCAAACAUGAUGAGAGUCUGGUGCAGGGACAUUUCAGCAGAUACUUGUAUUGUGUUAGCCUCCAACACCAGGCUCCCGAGAGUGUCCGGGGAACCUCGAAACUCUAUUCAGGAUUAUUCCAGUUUAGGCUACUUCAUCGUCACCAUGACUGAGCUCAGGGUGAAGGACUCCGGAUUUUAUUCAUGUGGAUUCUACAAAUCCUCAGAGAUCUCUGUUCUCGGAAAAUUCCGUCUGGUGGUAUCUCGGGCUACAACCACGCCCACCACCACGAGCACCAGGAGCACCACAGCCUGGACCUCCGCCGCCAGCCCUGUCACCGACAGCUCCGAAAGCAAUUGGCGUCUCAUCAUUCCCACCUCGACGGUGGCCGUCCUGCUGCUGCUGGUGCUCAUGGUCCUCAUGAUCCUGUACUUCAAGAAAGCCCGAGGAAGUGCCGGGAAAGGUGAGGACAAACUCCACGUCUAUGACAACAUUUCAGUCCAGAGGGAAAAGACCACUGAACACCGGAAAGACUCCUCGUCAGGGCAGAGGCGAUCUCAGGUUUCCUGGGGCUCCCAUCAACAGAUGGGCUCUGACGAGGACUCUGGGGCCAUUUGCUAUGCUUCACUUACCCACCUGAACAACUUUGACCUUGAGGACUCCAUCUAUGUCAACACCCACCCCAACCUGAGGCCCACGCCUGACCCCCUUCUGACUGUGGAAUAUGCCAGCAUCUCUGGAAGCAGACCCCAGCCCUCCAACUUGACUGCCCUGGAGGGGGAAACUCAGGAGCUGAAGGCAGACUUCACUGGGCAGUGAGCACUUAACAAGUACCUGUGAGGCGUGGGGUUGCCCUACCAGUGAUACGGGGACUUUGGUGGGACAAAGAUGGUCCCAAACCAGCAAAAGGUCAUCCCUUCCUACAAAGGAGGUGAGGAAGGGGGAGGAGAAGAAAGUCCUUAUCACUCCAGAGGAGAGAAGUUUUGGGUCUAAAGGCUGUGCUGGGCAGGCUCUGGGGCCCAUAGAAGGGGUUUCUAGACACCUGCCUGCUCCCCUCCCCAGGGUCUAGGAGGAGGGCUAUUAGAGCAAAGUCCAAUUACAUAGGGUCUGGAUCCCAGUGCCUCUGAGUGACCCAAUGUUCGCCCCACUCUGUGACCCUCACUUCCUUCCUGACCAGGGGCUGUGAAACCCUGACACACUGUGCAAGUUCCUCUUUGGUGACUCUCCUCAUGAAACCCCCCCCCUCCACCCCCAACUACCUCUCAGGGCUGCUAAGCCAGGCUGGAAAGUUAUUUUCCUCCACCAGAGCUCCUUCCUGAUCUCCUGAUUUUGAUUCUCACAAAUGACCCUGCCAGUAUGUGGGCAGUGUCCUCCACUCAAGAGUCCCUCCUAACACUUGGCCUUGCUGGGCAGGGGUGGGAGGCAUGAGAGCUUCCUUCCUUAUAGUGGCCCCUGCAGCCACUGUAGGGAACUGACCUGGGCUCCCUCCCCUUCCAUGGAAACCAUCAACUACCUUGCUAGCUUCAUCUCCAACAGAGCAGGCUGAGGGCCACCUCCUGCUUUGCCCACGUACACUUCCACAGGGCUCUUAUGGAGACAUGGGCCCUCUUUUAUUCUGCACCUCCAAGGAGUGACUCUGGAUUGUGGGAAUUCUAGGCCAUGGGGGCAGAGGGUGCUGUCCUACCAUGUCAUGGGAAAGAUUUCUUGAAUUGCAGAUUCAUUACUUCUCAAGGGUGACAUUUAAAGAUCAUCAAAUCCAACUGCCAGUGGGAGGCCAGAUCCCUUCUGCAAAAUUCCAGUGAGUCAUACAGUGUCUGUCCCAAUCUCUUGGAGGACAGGGGAUGCACCGCUUAUUGGUCAGUGUGAAUGGUUUUGUCAGACAAGAACUUGUUUGCCAUCAGUCACAGUGAGACAUCAGCUUUGCCUCCAGGAUGGGACCUGAGAGUGUGGUUGCUUCAGGGCCAGGAAGGGAGAGGGGUUGGAGAGGAAAAGGGUGGGUGGUCUGAGGUCUGGCAGGCUCGGGUGUGAUGAUGAGGUCUUCUUCAGGGAGGAAUUCAAAGUAAUUCCUUGUCACCUGUGACAUCCCAGGUUCUCAGUGUUGAGGAUGUGGUUCUGUCCCGAGUCUGUGGCUGUUGGGGACAUCUGGGAACAACCCCAAGUUGAAAGAGGUGGAGAACAGGAUGUUCUGAGCAUCACCUUGGCUCCUCAGGUCUCUUCCCUGCCCAUCCAGUGCUCCAGAUUUGACUACCAGAGGCUGGGCACCUGCUGUAUCCUGACCUCUCACCCUACCCGGCCUUGCUCUGAGAGGGCCAUCAGCACUGACCUACGGCCUCAUUAGACCUCUGGUCCUCUGUUGUGCUAGGCUCCUGACAGUUCCUCUUGGUCUAUAUUUUAGUCUACAUAACCACUGGGGGAGCCCAUCUUCACCAUGGUCUUCUCGACUCGGGUUUCCUGGCUAUAACACCACGAGCCAUCCCAGGGGUCAGGUUCCUCCCGCCACUGUCCAAAGCCAAAGGAUUUACUCAGACUAGAACCCCUGGAGUUAUAGGCAUUACAUGGUAUUUAUAGGGGCCUGCUGACCUCCAGCCACUGCUCAGGGGCAGUGAUUAAGUCUAGUAAGCCAACAAUUAUGGAGUGUUUCUUAUAGCCACAUUCCUCUACAUACCUUAAUGGCUUAAACAACCUCAUAAGGUAAGUGCUUUCCCUUCAUUUUAAAGAUGGGGAAAUUGAGACGCAGACAGUUCAGUAAUUUCCCAAAGUCUUAUAGCUAAUAAAUGGUGGAUCCUAGACCUGAAAUUUUAGCCACAGUGCUUUUGGGUCCCUGUUCCCAUUGCAUGUACGCAUGCACGCAUGCAUGCACAUGCACAGUGGGUAGACGUAUGACAAAAUAGUAACACCAAGCAAUCAUGGCAAGAGCUGAAGAAUGCUAACGGUGCUAGGAGAGGAUGGGAAGCAUGACCUUUUCUGAUAGAACUCCAGGAGCCAAGAGGGGAUGGUAGGGCUGUGGCUGAUGUAGCUGGGGAGUUUGAGGAGAGGGAUUCUUGAUUAACCAGUGUCCCCAGAUAAAAAGGCCUGGGUCCCUCCUGCCCACAGUGCCUCAGGGAGGGGACCACCCCUUCUGCCACCCAAGGCUCAGGCCCCACAGGAGAGAGAUGCUCUUUGACCUUUGGGACACUAGCAGGCUUUAGGCACCAUCCUCGGAGGGCCUGCCACCCACUGCCAGUUGGACCCUCCCUUCUCUUCCCCCCACUAUGCUCUUUAUGCAUGCCCACAGUAUGUCAAUGUUUUGUUCAUCGACUUGUCUGUUUUCUGUUUUGGUCAGUGUUUCAAGCCACUAAGGUUUGGGAUAGUUUGUUACCAAUAAACAAUAAAUAAUCAAACUGAAGAACCAAGACAAAGUUGAAGAACAAAUGGAAAAGGAGAUGGUCUUACCUGACCGGAAACCAAGACUUAGUGUGAUGUUCUCACAACCACAGUGUGAUCCUAGACUAGAAAAUCGACCAGGGCAACAGAAUUGGGGGGUGAGAAGUGGGAACCUGAUUUUCUGCCAAAGCAGGCAUAUGAAACAGGGGCAGAGGAGAGGAAUAUGCCAUGGUCUGGGAGCAACCAUCUAUCCAUAUGGAGAAAAUAGAAAAUUAGAUUCCCGCCUAUGUUUUACACAAGAAUGAAUUCCAGGUGGGUUACAAAUCUCCAUGUCAAUAGCUGAGCAAUAAAAUGUUUAGACAAAAA